Messenger RNA from Gorilla gorilla gorilla (western lowland gorilla), 2614 nucleotides. It is a transcript of the gene FCER2, whose product is annotated as Fc epsilon receptor II. Lineage: Eukaryota; Metazoa; Chordata; Mammalia; Primates; Hominidae. The record is from RefSeq and is a predicted model, not a curated record. Bases 1310 to 2275 code for a protein of 321 amino acids. The transcript is spliced from 13 exons.
AGUGGGGCAUAGGUCCUGCCCCUGGGGAGCCCCCAGUCCCAGGACGGGCCCAUCCAGUGCAGGAGCUCAAGGCUGGGAAAAAAGGGGGCCUUAGGACUGUGGGUGGCAGGGAGGGGUGGCAGGGAGGCUUCCAUACAAAUUGGUGCUGCGGGUUGGCUCAGCACUUUAGGCAGCAGCUGCCCGUGCGAAGUCUUGGAGACAGCCUGGUGUUUCCGAAUUGUGUGAAGUUAAGGCACUCUGUGGAGUCCUGGAGGAAGAGGUAUGGACGUGGCUGGAGAGACCAGCUGCCAGGCCUGAGCAGGCAGGAUCCUUGAACUCCAGGACAUGGGGAAGCUGGAGCUUUGGGCCCAGGGCAGAAGGGAGCCAUGGAUGGUUGUAGGCGGAGAGAAGAUAUGGGCAGGUGGUUGCCGUUCAGGGAAGACACAGAGGAGGGGUUUCAGGGAGACCCUAAAGGAGGCUGUCAUGAAGGUCUGGUGGGGGUGAGGACCCUAAGGGGAGCUGUCAUGGGGGCUGGAGUUGGGUAAAUAGGGAGUGAGUGUUUCAUGGGGACACGGUUUCAGUUUGGGAAGAUGAGAAAGUUCCGGAGACGGAUGGUGGUAAUGGUUGCACAACAGUGUGAAUGUGUUUCAUGCUGCUGAACGGUGCACUUAGAAAUGGCUACGAUGGUAAAUUUUAUGUUAUGUAUAUUUUGCCACAAUGAAAACAAAAUAAAGCGUGAUCUAGGAAUCAUGUUUUCAAAGCAGCGCUUCUCAACCACAGUGACUCUUUUGGCGACUAGUGGCCAGAGAUGCUUCUAAACAUCCAACAAUGCACAGGACAGCAUCCCAGCGAGGAAUCAUCAGUCCCAAAGUCAACAGUGCAGUGUGGGAGAGACCCAGCUUUGAACACACCUCCUCCUGGAAGCCCCCCUGGAUUUGACACACCUACUGCCCUUCCUCCCCACCCCUGCACCCUUUCCUUCUCCCCUUCGUAACCCCAGGAGAGGUUAAACAGGUCAAACGAGGAGCGAGACGCGGCCUCCCCCAACAUGCAGAGGAUCCCAAAUCUGAAAGAAGAACCGACACCCACAGAUCUGGGGCCCACAUCCGCACAAUUUUCUGUUUUUCCCCCGAAGAAUUUGAUGCUUUGGUGAUCAAUGCUGCCUUAUGUGAAGCACAGAGAGGUUAGGUGACUUGCCAAAGGUCACACAGCACUUCAAAGGAAGAACCAGGAAUUUGAACACAGCCAGAGCUGUGAUUGUGCCCGCUGAGUGGACUGCGUUGUCAGGGAGUGAGUGCUCCAUCAUCGGGAGAAUCCAAGCAGGACCGCCAUGGAGGAAGGUCAAUAUUCCGAGAUCGAGGAGCUUCCCAGGAGGCGGUGUUGCAGACGAGGGACUCAGAUCGUGCUGCUGGGGCUGGUGACCGCCGCUCUGUGGGCUGGGCUGCUGACUCUGCUUCUCCUGUGGCACUGGGACACCACACAGAGUCUAAAACAGCUGGAAGAGAGGGCUGCCCGGAACGUCUCUCAAGUUUCCAAGAACUUGGAAAGCCACCACGGUGACCAGAUGGCGCAGAAAUCCCAGUCCACGCAGAUUUCACAGGAACUGGAGGAACUUCGAGCUGAACAGCAGAGAUUGAAAUCUCAGGACUUGGAGCUGUCCUGGAACCUGAAUGGGCUUCAAGCAGAUCUGAGCAGCUUCAAGUCCCAGGAAUUGAACGAGAGGAACGAAGCUUCAGAUUUGCUGGAAAGACUCCAGGAGGAGGUGACAAAGCUAAGGAUGGAGUUGCAGGUGUCCAGCGGCUUUGUGUGCAACACGUGCCCUGAAAAGUGGAUCAAUUUCCAACGGAAGUGCUACUACUUCGGCAAGGGCACCAAGCAGUGGGUCCACGCCCGGUAUGCCUGUGACGACAUGGAAGGGCAGCUGGUCAGCAUCCACAGCCCGGAGGAGCAGGACUUCCUGACCAAGCACGCCAGCCACACCGGCUCCUGGAUUGGCCUUCGGAACUUGGACCUGAAGGGGGAGUUUAUCUGGGUGGAUGGGAGCCACGUGGACUACAGCAACUGGGCUCCAGGGGAGCCCACCAGCCGGAGCCAGGGCAAAGACUGCGUGAUGAUGCGGGGCUCCGGCCGCUGGAACGACGCCUUCUGCGACCGUAAGCUGGGCGCCUGGGUGUGCGACCGGCUGGCCACAUGCACGCCACCAGCCAGCGAAGGUUCCGCGGAGUCCAUGGGACCUGAUUCAAGACCAGGCCCUGACGGCCGACUGCCCGCCCCCUCUGCCCCUCUCCACUCUUGAGCAGCCAGGCCCAGAGCAAGACCCUGAAGACCCCCAACCACGGCCUAAAAGCCUCUUUGUGGCUGAAAGGUCCCUGUGACAUUUUCUGCCACCCAAACGGAGGCAGCUGACACAUCUCCCACUCCUCCAUGGCCCCUGCCUUCCCAGGAGUACACCCCAACAGCACCCUCUCCAGAUGAGAGUACACCCCAACAGCACCCUCUCCAGAUGCAGCCCCAUGUCCUCAGCACCCCAGGACCUGAGUACCCCCAGCUCAGGUGGUGAGUCCUCCUGUCCAGCCUGCAUCAAUAAAAUGGGGCAGUGAUGGCCUCCCACAUUUGUCCCCUUCUUGGAGGCCUG